CACACGGUUCUUAGGAUCCAGAUGUAGGCCUGGGCAAUCAUGGUUCUUCUACGUCUAAUCGCUUCAAACCAACUCGUGUUCAGAAAGAUUGCGCAGAAACGGGAAUUAUCGUCCUUGGGAGCAAAAUUAAUACAAAUAAAUAAGAGAUUUAUAUCAUAGGCUACCAAGCUCGAUGCAUUUGCAAUUAUCAAUAUUUUCGCAAGCUACAUGUUUACAGGGUAAAACACGGAAACUCUAUAUAUCUGCAUAUUAAUUACCGUUAGAUGUUUCUUGGUCGUUGUCAGUUCAGCAUAUGACACUGGUAAAUAAUUGUUUCACUAAAACGUAGUUAUAUAAUUUUACAUGAAAAUCCCGUGUGCCGAAUGUGCUGCUCGUAAACAGUGUAUUGAUUUACCUUAUGAUCCGUCACAUCAUCGUUGUACAAACGUUACGUCUACCGGUGUCCAUGCAUUGGAUUUUUAACACAAGACAGUUUUCGAGUAGCACCGUUUGGUCCAGCUGGUUUGGAAUCGCGAGGUCAUUGUGGUGUCCUAACAAUCUAACCCGGCGGUUCUACAGGAGAAUGGAGCGAGCAGUGGUGAGAUGUGUUCCUUGGGAAUCCAAGCUAACAAUAUCAUUUACCUUGGACGGCAGUCAGAAGCACAUGCUGCGGGACCAGACGGAAGAACUUGGUAAAGCAUUGGGCAGAAUUGCAAGCAGUAUCAUUAAGGGCCUGGGCAAAGCGCGAAAGUCCAAGAAGAACAAGACGGAGCAGACUGAAGUUGUGGAACCGGUUGUGAGACUGUACUACAAUGGUGACUUCGUAGCUGAGGAUGCACUGAAUGCUGACGCCUGGCAGGACGGGGCAGUGUUGCACGUGGGGGAUAACAAGUACAAAGUUGAGAGGAACCCACCGAGCUUCACCAUCAUGGAACUCCCUGGGUCUGUUUUGGCUGGUUUUCCAGUAUGCCCAAAACUGGCGAUUGAGUUCGGGGAACUGAAGCACUGUAUUUUUAAAUGGUAUCGAGAGAGCGCUCCAAAUUCGGGGAGUGAGGGGCGAGAAGAAUGUUGGGACGAGGCAGGCGGUGAACGUGUGUUUACGCCAUCAAAUUCUGACAUUGGGUUAAAGUUGAAGCUGAAAUGCGUUCCUGGAGAUGGUGCAAAAUGCGGAGUGGCUAAAGAGCUGGUGACUGCUGCAGUUGAAGCUGGACCAGGAACGUGCACCUUUGACAAUCGGCAUAUGUACACCAGCAAAGUCACAGACGACUCAGCUAUCAGAGUUGUAUCCUACAACAUUUUAGCUGAUGUUUAUGCACAAACGGAUUUUUCGAAAACUGUCUUGUAUCCGUACUGUGCUCCUUAUGCACUGGAACUCGACUACAGACAGAACCUAAUAAAGAAAGAGUUAUCAGGCUAUAACGCUGAUAUAGUUUGUCUCCAGGAAGUGGACAAGGGAGUUUUCAAUGACAGCCUGUCACCGGCCCUUGACGCUUUUGACAUGAGUGGUGUCUUCAGGAUCAAAGAGAAACAGCACGAGGGCUUGGCGACCUUUUUCAGGAGGUCCAAAUUUAAAUGGCUAAGCCAACAUGACAUAACGCUGAGGGAUGCGUUGAUGUCAGAUCCGCUUCACAGUGAGCUGUUGGAUAAAAUAUCUGCUAAUCCAACCUUGAAGGAGAAGGUGGUACAAAGAUCCACUACGUUACAGGUGAGUGUGCUUCAGUCUCUGAACGACCCCUCCAAGAAACUUUGUGUUGCCAAUACCCACUUAUACUGGCACCCCAAAGGAGGAAACAUACGCCUGAUCCAGAUGGCCAUCGCCCUGAGGCACCUCAGCCGGGUGACGUCAGAGGAGCACCCAGGGGUCCCGCUGCUCUUUGCGGGCGACUUCAACAGCACGCCCUCGUCAGGGCUCUUCCAGCUGCUCAGCCAGGGGUCGGUGCCCGAGAAUCAGGGGGACUGGGCGUCGGGCGGGCCGGAGGAGCUGUGCCCCCUGGCACUGACGUGCCCCUUCCAGCUGAGCAGCGCCUGCGGGGAGCCCGCCUACACCAACUACGUGGGCGGCUUCUACGGCUGCCUGGACUACGUGCUGGUGGAGCCCCGUGCCCUGCAGGUAGAGCAGGCCAUCCCCAUGCCCAGCCACCAGGAGGUCACCACCCACCAGGCCCUGCCCAGCGUCGCCCACCCCUCCGACCACAUCGCCCUCGUCUGCGACCUCCGCUGGAACUGAAACGGCUGGCACCGCCGCCGCUCCGGCAGGUGCACCGGCCAGAUUUGGCACAGCGGUAAAUUAAAAAUUAAUUAAAGGUUAUUGCAGAUAAAAAAUUUGCUGACGUAUUAUGAAUGAAACACAUGAUUUUAAUAACACUAAUGACAAGUCUUCUUAAAAUGUCUCACUGUAAGUGUGCUGAUAUAGAAUCAGUUUAGCCUCUUCAUUUGCAGUGGAUAAGGUCAGUACAAGGACGGGGAAGUCUGAUCCCAAAUCCACACUCUUUUUCUGAGACGCUUUUUGAAAACGGGCUCAGGUCUGAUGUGUCUGCUCAUAGCCUGUUAACACCAAGGGGGAAUUGGCUGUGCCAGUCUGAUGUCUGUUUGGUAGCAUGUGCUCAUUCAGUUUCACUCUGAAAUACAGCCUGUGUGCAACAAACAUCCUGUCUGCAUUUUAUAUCCCGUAUUGCAACUAAUAAAUUAAAUUGGAAUUAAA
Anguilla rostrata (American eel) is the source of this 2680-nucleotide messenger RNA. RefSeq names its product phosphodiesterase 12 (gene pde12). The record is from RefSeq and is a predicted model, not a curated record. Gene Ontology annotation, molecular function: 3'-5'-RNA exonuclease activity. The transcript is spliced from 3 exons. Gene Ontology annotation, cellular component: mitochondrion. Gene Ontology annotation, biological process: nuclear-transcribed mRNA catabolic process, deadenylation-dependent decay. The coding region runs from base 398 to 2206 and encodes 602 amino acids. NCBI's taxonomy places the organism in Eukaryota, Metazoa, Chordata, Actinopteri, Anguilliformes, Anguillidae.